AUGUAUGCAGGUUCACCACCGUGGGAGCAGUAUCAAGGAGGAUGGCCACACUGGCAGUGGCUGCGGGACUUCUUGUUAGUCUACAACAAAAUGACAGAAACCUGCUUCAACAAGUGUGUGACCAACCUCAACUACAGGAACAUCACAUUGACUGAGGAGAAUUGCAUCAACAAUUGUGCUGGUAAAUUGAUCCACACCAACCAUCGGUUAAUGAGUGCCUACGUCCAGCUCAUGCCAACCAUUGUUCAAAGAAGAAUCUCUGACUAUGAGGCAAAAGCUGCUGAGGUUGUGCAGAAAUCAAAUGUGAAUCUACCUGCAUCAGAGAGCCAAAGCAGCAUUGCUGAAAUCGUACCAGUGGACUUGGAGAAUUCCAUUAUCCCUGACCCCCUGAAUCAGACCAACACUGGCUCUCCUGAUCAGAGUUAGUUUCUUGGUCCCAAUGUCACCUUUGCCGUAAUUCUUUCACUUACUCUAAUGUGCCCAGACUGAGUGAUUCGCUCCAACUUCCAGUGAAUCAAACAGUGCCAAUGGGAACUGGCAUGUAACAGAAAAUCGAGAGACCCAGCACAAUACCUACACACUUGCCUGGCAUUUUGAACAGGUGGUUGCAGAGGCUGGAGCCACAGAUUUGCGAUGGGCAAAUGUGACGUGGAAAGGACAAGAAUUGGGACUGACCACGGCUUCUAGACAGUGACAAAACUGGAAACCAGAAGUCAUAUUGACCAGAAUAGCCAGAGUGGUUCACGCUGGUUGUGAAAAAGAAGAUGCAGCUACUGCAUGCCUUACACCAAAAAGGAGCUCACAGAGCUACAGCAUGGAACUCAUUAAAGUUAGUUUCAUUGAGAAUG
Chiloscyllium plagiosum (whitespotted bambooshark) is the source of this 848-nucleotide messenger RNA. The record is from RefSeq and is a predicted model, not a curated record. NCBI's taxonomy places the organism in Eukaryota, Metazoa, Chordata, Chondrichthyes, Orectolobiformes, Hemiscylliidae.